AUGUUUCCAGAAAAUGGCACCCCUGCAACAUCAGCUGGAGAAACAAAUCUUAUCCUCCAACAACCAGGAGCAUCUGGUCUCCAACCAGCACCAAUUUCAACAGCAACAAACACUACAACUACAACAGUACCUACAACAGCAACAGCCACAGCUCCAACAGUGAGUACUAAUGCACCAGUCAUUGCAUAUCAACCACCACCUCAACCAUCUACCCAACCAAUACCACCAGAACUUGCUAAUAAUGGAAUGAGAUCCUCAAUUGCCCACAUAAUCAUUCCUCAACAACCACAAACAAUGGAAGAAUUAAGGAAAAUUGCUUCGAUAGCUGAGAUGACAGUUAACCAAACAAAAUCUCAAGAUGAAACUAACCUAAAUGACAAUGUGGAAAAAUUUGUGGCAUCAGCUGAAGCCAGACUCAUGGACAACUUGGCAGAAAGAUUCUCAAGCACCAUUUCUGCCAUCAAUUCUUCCAUGGACGAAAAAUUGACCAGUUACAACCCAAAUACCAAUAGACUAGUUGAAAACCAUCAGUAUGAACAACAACAAUAUCAACCACAACAACAGGCUUAUUACCAACAUCAGUACCAACCACAACUCCAGAAUAACUAUCAGCCACGACAGAAAUUCCAACAAUUCCAGCCACGCCAGCAAUUCCAGCAAUUCCAACCACGCCAGCAAUUCCAGCCACAACAGCAGAAUAGACCAAGAUAUCAGUAG
Molecule: messenger RNA, 717 nt
Organism: Mytilus californianus (California mussel)
Lineage: Eukaryota; Metazoa; Mollusca; Bivalvia; Mytilida; Mytilidae
Product: ras-interacting protein RIP3-like
Exons: 2
Coding region: 1-717 (238 amino acids)
Source: RefSeq, a predicted model, not a curated record